Molecule: messenger RNA, 1016 nt
Organism: Drosophila persimilis
Lineage: Eukaryota; Metazoa; Arthropoda; Insecta; Diptera; Drosophilidae
Product: aprataxin and PNK-like factor
Exons: 3
Coding region: 8-919 (303 amino acids)
Biological process (GO): double-strand break repair
Cellular component (GO): nucleus; site of double-strand break
Molecular function (GO): DNA-(apurinic or apyrimidinic site) endonuclease activity; 3'-5' exonuclease activity
Source: RefSeq, a predicted model, not a curated record
CUUUAAAAUGAGUUCUCCUAACAGAAACGAACUUGCGGAUAUCGAUGCUAUUGUGACAGAAACGUUAGAGGCUAAGCCAUUGCCUGCAGAGCAGGAGACUACCAAAAGGAAGCAGCCCGCAGAAGGCGCGAAAAAUGACGAUGAAAGCAGCCCGGAUAAGCGUAUAAAGUUGGAGGACAACACAAAAAUUAAGGAAGAACCAUCCGAUAAUGAGGCAAUAGCUCUACCCAUCAAGACAGAUCCAAAUCCCAUGGCUGUUCCAACAAAAACAGAGCCCGGGUCCAGCACGUCUGACGGGGUCAAGAUAAAAGUGGAACCAGUGGAUGGGGCAGCGGUGCCAGCGGCAGCCCACACAAGUAGCGCUAUAAAAGUAGAACCUGCCGAUAGUGGAAGCACCUCCCCAGCGGUUGUGGUAAAAACGGAGCCUGCCACCAGCAACGGCCAAACAGCAAAUAAUAUACCAAAUGUUGUGUCCUCUAGCACCACUCGCAAUUCAUGCUAUUUUGGCAUUCGCUGCUACAGACGUAAUCCACUUCACCGCAUGGCUGUAGCUCAUCCGGGUGAUGCGGACUAUACGCGACCAAACUUUCCGGCACCACCGCUUGGCACACCAAGCUGUCCUUUUGGAAAUUUAUGCUACCGUCGCAAUCCCGUACACUUUCAACGGAUGUCACAUCCUCCAAAUUUUAAUUCCGAUCAGAACAUACGGAAUCGUUUGCGUCAACGGCAGACACACGCGCGGCAGGCGGGCACGACCGGGGAUGACGAGGAUAGCGACGAAGAGGAGGAGGAUCCAUUUGGAGGAGACAAUGAUGAUGAUCUCGAAUAUAAACCAGGCGCAGACAUAGACGAAGAUGAAGACGAGGACGAUGAGCUUGAGUUUGAUAGCCAGCGCAUUAAUGCUGACGACUACGAUUAGGAUGGUCUAAUCAAUGUUUUGAUAGAUUUAUAAAAUGUUAUAUUAAAUUCCAGCGCUAAUCCGUUGAAUAAUAAUAAAAUUUAAUGUAUAUAUUUAA